Molecule: messenger RNA, 652 nt
Organism: Diabrotica balteata
Lineage: Eukaryota; Metazoa; Arthropoda; Insecta; Coleoptera; Chrysomelidae
Source: the annotation of a GenBank genome assembly
GGUUGGACUAAUAAUGUUUAAACCAUGGAUGAAAUUAAAGAGAAAAAUAAAUAUACUGAGUUUAAAGAUAUAAAUGGAAAUCCAAUUAACUUACAUGUACAAGAAAUAUCUCACUGUGUAAAAAUCACAAUAGUAAAUUGUAGAAAAGGCCUAUAUAGGAAAUGUAUAAUUAUAUUUAUAAUAGCAAGUCUUGAUUUGAUUUGUUUGGUGUUCAAUAUUUUUUCCAUAAAUGUAAUUUUCACAAUUUUAUGCCUGGUGUUGACGUAUUUGUAUUCAGCAUGCAAUAUAACUACUGAAGAAAGUCUAGUCUUGAUCAAAGAUGUGGGCAUUGAGAUUUCCUCAAAACAAGUGGUUGGUGUAAGAAAGAUGUUUUUUCCUCAAGAACAAGUACAAAAGAUUUUUAUUAAUGAAGUAAUCUUUAGGAACAAAGUAUUAUUUAUGUUGACAUUAUUUGUUAGAGAUUUUAGAAACAAUGAAAAGUUGGUUCCACUAUUUACAGAUAUUUUACCACAGUUAGCAGUACUGAAAAUUGUUUACAAACAUAUCAGACAACAACUUUGAAUAUUCCUAAGCAAUAUUCUAUUUUUCUGUAUAGGAAUUUGGACUGACUUUAAUCACAUUUAUAAAUUGUUUAUAAAUAAAAUUUAUGUAU